AUGGACAGCACUUUUGACAACCUGGAUGCCGCUGGCUUUCUUCAGAUCUGGCAGCACUUCGACAUCGACGAUAAUGGUUAUAUUGAAAAGAAACAGCUGGAUGAUUUUUUACGACAUAUGAUAAAGAAACUGGGUGUAGACGAUAAGAUGGCAGGGGAGAAGGUACAGCGAUUGAAAGAGAGGUUCAUGUCAGCCUAUGACAGCACAGCGGAUGGACGCCUGCAGAUUCAGGAGCUGGCAAACAUGGUGCUUCCAGAGGAUGAGAACUUCCUGCUGCUGUUCCGAAGGGAGACGCCGUUGAAUAACAGCGUGGGGUUCAUGAGGAUCUGGAGGAAUUAUGAUGCAGACAGCAGUGGGUACAUAUCAGCCGUGGAGCUCAAGAGCUUUCUUCAAGACCUGUUUCUUCAGCACAAGAAGGUCAUCUCUCCCAGCAAACUGGAGGAAUAUACAGACACCAUGAUGAAAAUGUUUGACAAAAAUAGAGAUGGUCGGCUGGAUCUGAACGACUUAGCCAGAAUCUUAGCCCUUAAAGAAAACUUCCUACUGAAGUUUGAGAUGGAUGCCUGCAGCCAAGAGGACAGAAGGCGGGACUUUGAAAAGAUAUUUGCUCACUACGAUGUUAGCAAGACAGGAGCCUUAGAGGGACCAGAGGUAGAUGGCUUUGUUAAAGACAUGAUGGAACUGGUCAAGCCCAGCAUCAGUGGCACUGACCUGGAUAAGUUCCGCCGGGUCCUGCUGGGCCACUGUGACGUCAACAGAGACGGGAAGAUCCAGAAGAAUGAGCUGGCGCUGUGUCUGGGGCUAAAGCUAAAUUCAUAA
This is a messenger RNA of Megalops cyprinoides (Indo-Pacific tarpon), 819 nucleotides long. RefSeq names its product secretagogin-like. Gene Ontology annotation, molecular function: calcium ion binding. The transcript is spliced from 11 exons. The record is from RefSeq and is a predicted model, not a curated record. Lineage: Eukaryota; Metazoa; Chordata; Actinopteri; Elopiformes; Megalopidae. The coding region runs from base 1 to 819 and encodes 272 amino acids. Gene Ontology annotation, cellular component: nucleus; dendrite; terminal bouton. Gene Ontology annotation, biological process: regulation of presynaptic cytosolic calcium ion concentration; regulation of long-term synaptic potentiation.